AUGAUGCGGCGCUUGCUCUUCCUCGCGGCAGCCGUGCAAACCACUGCUCUCGCACCCGCAGCACGGCGCCCCGAGCCGUCCCGCCUCGAGAACACGCAGAACUACCGCGACGCGACGGCGGCGUCGGCGCGCUUCAAUAAUGAGCUGCAAGCGAAGGACAAGAAGAAAACGGUCGCGAUCAUUGGAGGCGGUCUGAGCGGACUGAGCUGCGCCAAGUACUUGAGCGAUGCCGGCCACGCCGCGACGGUCUACGAGGCGAGGGACGUGCUCGGAGGCAAGGUCUCCGCGUGGCAGGACGCGGACGGCGACUGGAUCGAGACCGGUUUACAUAUUUUCUUCGGCGCCUACCCGAACAUGAUGAAUCUACUGAAGGAAUUGAAGAUCAGGGACCGGCUCCAGUGGAAGCCGCACCGCAUGUCCUUCGCGAUGCGCCAGCGGCCGGGCGAGUUCACGAACUUCGAGUUCCCGGCGAACGUGCCCGCGCCGUUCAACAUGGCCGCGGCGAUCCUGACGAACCGCGAGAUGCUCUCGUUGGUGGACAAAAUUAAGAUGGUGCCCGGCCUGCUGCCGAUGCUCAUCGAAGGGCAAGACUUCAUCGACGCCCAGGACGAGCUCUCGGUCCUCGAGUUCAUGGAGAAGUACGGCAUGCCCGACACGGUCAACGAGGAGAUCUUCAUCGCGAGGGCCCGUGCAUACAUCUCUGCUGGCUAUGACUCACUGGUUUUGCGCACAGGCCAUGGCCAAGGCACUCGAUUUCACCGAUCCGGACCGCAUGUCCAUGACGGUCAUAUUAACAGCGAUGAACCGUUUCAUUAACGAAGCCGACGGCAGCCAGACGGCGUUCCUCGACGGCAACCAGCCGGACCGCGUCUGCGCGCCGAUCGCGGAGCACGUCCGCGCGGCAGGCGGCGACGUGCUCGUGGAGAAGCCGUUGGAGCGCAUCGACGUGAACGACGACGGCAGUAUCGCCAGGGUCGUCUUGAGGGGCGGCGAGGAAGUUUUGGCGGACGAAUACGUCUCCGCGCUGCCCGUCGACGUGCUGAAGCGCGUCGUGCCCGAAGCGUGGUCGACGCUGCCCUACUUUCGGCAAUUGGACGAGCUGGAGGGCAUCCCGGUAGCGCGCCGGUGUCCUGCGAACUCGCGCCGACCUCGCGGCGAUGGCGUGCCGGUGGGAUCUACGCGGCCGUGACGUCGUCGACGCGGCACACGGACGAGAAUAGUUCACCGUUCCGCCCCGCGCAGGUCAUGAACCUGCAGCUCUGGUUCGACACGAAGUUCGAGAGCUCGCUGGACGGCCUGGCCUUUUCUCGAAGCCCUCUACUCUCGGUCUAUGCGGACAUGUCGAUCUGCUGCGAGGAGUACGCCUCGGACGAGACGAUGCUGGAACUAGUCUUCGCUCCGGUGACACCCGAGACCGGCGCGAGUCGUAACUGGCUCGCGGCCUCUGACGAGGAGGUGGUAGAGGCGACGCUCGACGAGCUGAGGCAGUUGUUCCCCGACGACCUGAAAACAGCAAAACUGCGCAAGUCGACUGUGGUCCGCGUGCCGCGCUCCGUCUACGCGGCCGUGCCGGGCCGCAACAAGUACCGCCCGUCGCAGAAGACGCCGAUCCCGAACCUGACGCUCUGCGGCUGCUUCACGAGCCAGAAAUACCUCGGCUCGAUGGAGGGCGCCGUUUUAGCUGGGAAAUUAGCCGCGGAGGUCGUCGCGGCGCGGGCCGUCGGCGCGCCGACGCAGGACCUGAAGGAGGUCCAGCGCCACGUCGUCGACGCCGCGGCGACGGCGGCGCCGAAGAAGCCGGUCGGCUGCGGCGGCGGCGACUCGCCGAUCGCGUUCGGGGGCGGCGAGGUCGUCGCGGCUCGGGCCUCGAGGUAAUUGUUUGUUCGUACAAUAAUC
Messenger RNA from Pelagomonas calceolata, 1896 nucleotides. The record is from the annotation of a GenBank genome assembly. Lineage: Eukaryota; Pelagophyceae; Pelagomonadales; Pelagomonadaceae.